Betta splendens (Siamese fighting fish) is the source of this 2223-nucleotide messenger RNA. Its product is annotated as actin-related protein 3-like. Gene Ontology annotation, cellular component: actin cortical patch; Arp2/3 protein complex. Gene Ontology annotation, biological process: Arp2/3 complex-mediated actin nucleation. The coding region runs from base 148 to 1404 and encodes 418 amino acids. The transcript has 12 exons. Gene Ontology annotation, molecular function: actin filament binding. Lineage: Eukaryota; Metazoa; Chordata; Actinopteri; Anabantiformes; Osphronemidae. The record is from RefSeq and is a predicted model, not a curated record.
AUCUUGCCUCUUCCUGCCUGCCAGGAGCCGACUGCGGAAGUAGAAACAGCUCUGUGCGGACUCUGGGUUCCGCCUGUGUACGAUUUGCCAGAUCCUCCCGCCGACCCAACAUUUAACCGUUUCCAAACAACAGAUACCCAGGAAGAGAUGGCUGGACGGCUACCGGCGUGUGUUGUCGACUGCGGCACAGGUUACACUAAACUGGGGUAUGCGGGGAACACAGAACCACAGUUCAUCAUUCCAUCAUGUAUUGCCAUCAAAGAGUCGGCCAAGGUUGGAGACCAGGCCCAGCGGAGGAUGAUGAAGGGGGUGGAUGACUUGGAUUUCUAUAUCGGCGAUGAGGCAAUAGACAAACCCACAUAUUCCACUAAGUGGCCAAUCCGUCAUGGGAUUGUGGAGGACUGGGACCUAAUGGAGCGCUUCAUGGAGCAAAUCAUCUUUAAGUACCUGAGGGCUGAGCCUGAGGACCAUUACUUCCUCCUGACGGAGCCUCCUCUCAACACUCCAGAAAACCGAGAGUAUACAGCAGAGAUCAUGUUCGAGUCUUUUAAUGUACCAGGGCUGUACAUCGCUGUGCAGGCUGUCCUUGCUCUAGCAGCCUCCUGGACGUCUAGACAGGUGGGAGAGAGGACACUGACCGGCACAGUCAUUGACAGUGGAGACGGUGUCACUCACGUCAUCCCUGUGGCUGAAGGUUAUGUAAUUGGCAGCUGUAUAAAGCACAUUCCCAUUGCUGGGCGAGACAUCACCUACUUCACACAGCAGCUUCUGAGGGAGAGGGAGGUAGGAAUCCCACCGGAGCAGUCGCUGGAGACAGCCAAGGCAGUUAAGGAGAGGUUCAGCUACGUCUGUCCAGAUCUAGUUAAGGAGUUCAACAAGUAUGACACAGAUGGCUCCAAGUGGAUCAAGCAGUACACUGGCAUCAACACCGUCAGCAAAAAGGAGUUUACCAUUGACGUAGGCUACGAGCGCUUCCUUGGACCAGAGAUCUUCUUCCACCCAGAGUUUGCCAACCCGGACUUCACCCAGCCCAUCUCUGAGGUUGUGGACGAGGUUAUUCAGAAUUGCCCUAUUGACGUCAGACGUCCUCUCUAUAAGAACAUUGUUCUCUCGGGAGGCUCCACUAUGUUCAGAGACUUUGGGCGCCGCUUGCAGCGAGAUGUAAAGAGGACUGUUGAUGCACGACUGAAGACGAGCGAAGAGCUGAGUGGAGGCAAGCUCAAGCCCAAACCAAUCGAUGUCCAGGUGGUCACUCAUCAUAUGCAAAGAUACGCAGUGUGGUUUGGUGGAUCGAUGUUGGCAUCAACGCCUGAGUUCUACCAGGUGUGCCACACCAAAAAGGACUACGAAGAGAUCGGGCCCAGCAUCUGUCGCCACAACCCCGUGUUUGGAGUCAUGUCUUAACUUUGGGCCUCCGCAGUCUAACAGUGGGAGCAGGAGGAGCUGGUUGAAACAGAAUGGGCUCAGGAGGUGGUGGGGGACAAUUGUGGCUCUGUGCUGGUGUGAUUGCUUGUUCCGCUUUGGAUGUGUGGCAUCUACUAAAUCAAAAGCAAAACAACAAAAAUGUAAGUGACCAGACCAAACACAAACUGUCUGGAAAAUUUAUUGUGAAUGUUUUAUUUUUUUCUAUAUCUUUUUUUUUUCUUUUCAAUAUUUUGUUUAAAAAUGAGGGACAAAUGGUUUUAAAGCCAAAUUUUAAGAGCAUUUCUACUAAUGAUUAAGGUAGUGUUGGUGGAGACCUAACAUAUUAACAUUAGUGCUCAUUGUCUGACACCAGAACAUAUUAUUUAUGUUUGCGUUCAGUGAAGACCUCAUGACUUCAGAACAUAUUAUCUAUUGUCUGCUUGAGUUCUUUGCAAUUUUCCAGCUUCACAUUUGUGUAUCACGGUAAGAGCUUGUCUAUAUUUCAUACAAAAUUCUUUUUAUAUGUAAAACUUGGGAAAUUUGGGUAAAAAAUGUAAUUUGAAUGAACAGGGAUGUUUCAGCCCACCAUGCAACUUUGAUGCGCAGUAUUUGUUUUGAGAUAGCUGCUGUUCUUUUCCUUCACCGCUGCCCUUUGAUUCUACAUGAACUCACACUUGCUUUGCCUUUAGACACUGUCGGUUUCCACCUCUGUCAUGCAGGGUAAGACAUAAGAGUGAAAAUAGAUAAGAACGACUGUCAGACCAGUAUUGUUAGGCUAGACGUUUUUUAUUAUUAAAUACCAAAUUAUAAAAAAUGGAA